UUGGAUCUUUGUAUUUUUCUUACUUUUUAUGGGAUUUUAUAAUUUGGGUGUUCCAUUUUUUGCUUCUGGGAAGUGGGAUUUGGUUGCCUUUUAGGCAUUGUUUAGUUGGUUCUUGAACUGUUUGUUGAAUUUACAGUGUCAAGUUUCUUACUUUCAUGGGAUUUUAUGAGAUAUUUUGGAUAAAUGGAGUCUGAAAAUGGGGUUCCAGUUGAAGAGGAAAAGAUAGUUGUGGUUGAAAAGAAUUUGGAUAUGAGUAAGGAGGAGAAGAAUGUGAAUGACAAAAAGGAAAAUGCAAAUGAAGAACUUAAUGUACCUGUAAUCAAAACUGAACUGUCUCGAAAUGUUCCGAAGAGCAAAGGGUCGAGUCAAAAAAAGCUUGCUACUGGUGGAACUACAAAGAACAAUAAGAUGGUGAAAGAUCUGGCUAGUUUAAGAGGCACAGCUGCAUUGACUCAUGCAAAUAAGGCGAGUCAAUCACAGAGUCUGUCGUUCCCUUCACAAGGUGUUAGUUCUGAUGUAAUGAGGAAGAGCAUGGAUGUGUAUCCAAAGAAAUCGGAUGCCAAGGAAUUGAAAACAAAGGGGUUUAAGAAUGAGACUUCACUUUCGAAGGGAUCAUCGGCUUCUAGUUCGAAUCCGUCUAGCAGGGGUGUAUCUGGUGGAGUCUUGAAGAAUGCAAACACAAAUGGAGGUGUUGCAACCAGCAGAAGGACAACUAUUGCAGCUGUCCCGAGUCUCCGACAGUCUAUGUCUGGGAAGUCUCUUUCAGCCAAUGGAAAUGCAAAGAAAGCUACAUCUGAAGUAUCGAAUGACGAAAACAAGAAGCCUACUAAAGCUGCAUUGCCUGUUAAAGAGGAUGAGGAUGCUCGUUCUACUACUUCCUCGAGUACCACUCCUCAUGGGCAACGAAGGGCCAGUGUUGCAGGAUUUUCCUUCAGGUUGGAAGAACGUGCCGAAAAGCGGAAGGAGUUCUUGGCAAAGAUAGAAGAGAAGAUACAGGCAAAGGAAGAGGAAAAGAAUAACUUGCAAGCAAAAUCCAAGGAAAACCAAGAUGCGGAGAUAAAGCAAUUGAGGAAGAGCUUGACAUUUAAAGCUACACCAAUGCCAAACUUCUACAAGGAACCCCCUCAAAAAGUUGAACUCAGGAAGAUACCGACAACACGUGCUGUAUCUCCUAAGCUUGGAAGAAACAAGAACUCCAUAUCAACAACCAACAGCUCCGAAAGUGGAGGAUCGUGUUUCAGUCCAAGAUUUGUCAAAGAACAGGCAAAGUCACCCCGGGCUUUGCUGUCAACUGGCGAUAAAGUUACUGAUGCUUCAAAAGGGAAGCCUAGUGAAACCAAGAAGCCAAUGAGAAGUUCCUCAACUACUAAAACUAAAGGGCAAGCUGUUGUAACAAAAUCAAAACCUGCUGAAGCAAAGGCGUUGGAUGAGAACAUUUGUAAAGGGAAAUCAAAAGAAAUGCUCGAACAACCUGAUGAAAAGUCCGAGAUGAAUCCAGCUAACGACAAUGCACAGAAACCGUCAAACACUGUUGUUAUGCCAUCAGCUCAAGUCACUGUUGAAGGUUAACGGAUUUAAGGAAGUUCCAAAACGCGUUGUAUUCAUAUAUACACUGUUGUUUCCUUUUUGGGGUCUGGAAAUUUUAUGCUUCAUUUAAGUUGUGAAUACAUUGUUGUAUGUUUUGUGUUUAUAAGUUGUAUAUUUUGGUUCAAAUUUAUUUGAUA
This is a messenger RNA of Solanum dulcamara, 1724 nucleotides long. RefSeq names its product protein WVD2-like 4. The transcript is spliced from 8 exons. The coding region runs from base 184 to 1569 and encodes 461 amino acids. NCBI's taxonomy places the organism in Eukaryota, Viridiplantae, Streptophyta, Magnoliopsida, Solanales, Solanaceae. The record is from RefSeq and is a predicted model, not a curated record. Gene Ontology annotation, molecular function: microtubule binding.